Suillus fuscotomentosus is the source of this 3061-nucleotide messenger RNA. RefSeq names its product growth factor receptor domain-containing protein. The transcript is spliced from 6 exons. The record is from RefSeq and is a predicted model, not a curated record. Lineage: Eukaryota; Fungi; Basidiomycota; Agaricomycetes; Boletales; Suillaceae. Bases 190 to 2844 code for a protein of 884 amino acids.
GCCAAAUAAGGAAGUUUGAAAAUGGACCUGCUUAUUGUUCUUGGACGAGGCAUUGUUCUCUUGGUCGAGCAGCAACCCACCGUCCUUAUUCUUCUAAAUAACAAAAGGCCACGCUCGCCAAUGCUUUUCUGUGAUAGAGCUUCGCGUUUAUUUCUUGCUUCCUUCUCACUACACGUUUCUUAGUUCGACAUGUUGUCGAGCAUAUUUGCUGCUACUUUCGCCUUUGGCGCGUCUGCCGUCGCGCAAUCUUCUUCUUCUGUUGUAUGCGUUGCGGGUCAAUGCCUGCAAGGUUAUUCUAAUACAACUCUUGGAGCAACUCUUUCAGCAUCUGGAAUAUCGACCGAAGUCCUUCUUCUUCCUGGGCAAUAUACAUCCACGACCAACCCAGAGCUACUUCAUGAGCUGUUAACGUCUUCUUCUGCCAAACUUUCUCCGUCCACUGGCUUCGGAAACUCGAGUGCUGGAUCUUCGGUUUCCCUUCCACUAAAUAUCGCACUUCAACCUGGUCUUGCUAUCUAUCCGCAAGCUUUCUAUUCAGGACAAGGAUCAUAUUCAAGCCUCCCUACGUCUCCCGUCGGAAAUACAUCCAUCCCAUUUACUGCUUCCUCAUUUGCCCUCUCAGGGAACGUCUGGGCAGCUGUGUCAGCCGGAAGCAGUAGCCGUGUCAUUCUGUGGAACUCCGUUCCUGACGUUAGCCAGCUCCCUGCGAGCGCCUCAGGAUCCCUAUCGUUACUCAACCUGCAAUCAUCAACAUGUUCACCGGCUUGUUCCGGGAAUGGCAUUUGCUCUGCUUCUGGAACAUGUCAAUGUUCAAGUGGAUUCACUGGUUCAUCUUGCGAGUCAUGUUCGUCUGGUUUCUUUGGACCGGAGUGCCAGGCCUGUCCGUCAGGGUGUACUUCAUGUGAUGAUGGAAUCUCAGGAACGGGGCGUUGCUUGGUGCCAGUGGUGUCAAACCUACCGUCGAGCUGCAACUGUAUCAACGGAGAAUGUGGUGCUAACGGACAGUGUACCUGUAUCGGCGGCUGGACCUCGGCGUCAAACGGAACUCAAUGUGCAGCAUGUGCGGCCGGUUUCUUUUUAGAUACAAGCGGAAACUGUGAAAUCUGUCAGUUGGGUUGUCAACAAUGUGCCGAUGGCACCGGGGACUGCAUUUCUUGCGCAUCGGGCUUUACUCAGGACGGGAACGACCGCACAAAGUGCGACGCCCUUCCGCAAACUACGUCAAAUGGUACGGUUUGUCCAGAUGGAAGCUACGGCGCUGGGUCUACUUGCGCGGUUUGUUCGCCGCUUUGCACGACUUGUACCGGGCCGAAUUCCAACAAUUGUAUCAUUUGCGGACCCUCCACGUACAAGUUUAAUGGGUCAUGCGUGACGACCAACACCGGGGGUGUUUGCUCAGGCUCUAAUCUGAUUGCUAACAAUGUCAAGCACGAGUGUGACGCUUGUGGACCGAAAUGCACGACCUGCCAGAUAUCCAAUUUCAAUGCAGCAUCCACUGUUAGUCAAGCUCAGUGUACCGGCUGUCUUCCUGGUUUCGUCUUGUCACAAGGGGAGUGUGUGACGAGUUGUCCGUCUGGUACUUUCCUCUCUCCUCAAGAUAAUUUGACGUGCACAGCUUGUUCUUCAUCCUGUACUAGCUGUGUGGGAAGUGCUACCAACUGCCUGACAUGCGCGAACAACUUGCUGGCUUCAAACGGGCAAUGUGUCAAUUCUUGUCCCUCCAACACGUUUAGUUCUUCUGGGGCAUGCAUUCCCUGCCACCCAGACUGUGCAACAUGUUCAGGCGCAUCCUUCAGCCAGUGCACAAGUUGCAACAAAGCACUUCCUGUCCUUACGAGUGGGCGUUGCCUCGCUACUUGCAGCCAGAACCAGUAUUUCGACACAACGUCCUCGACAUGCCAGUCUUGCGAUUCCAGCUGUGCUAGCUGUUCAGGUGCCGGUCCAAAUAGCUGCCUCGCUUGCUCAAGUUCUAGUCAAGUUUUGCGUGAGGGUGCUUGCACUUCAGCUAACUGCACGAGCGGUACAAGUGUUGUCCCAGGUCUUGGAGCAUGCCUUUCAGAACUUGUAGUAUCUUCGCCCUCUGGUACGAGCUCAGGCGCAGUUCCUUCGGGGCUAUCGACUCCUACCAUAAUCACGACCCAGCGAUUGCAGUGGUGGGAGAUUUUGCUCAUGGCGCUUGGAUGUGCCUUCAUCUUUGUGACCUUUUUGUACUGCUGGCGCCGGCGAGCUCGCAAGCAGCGAGCAAAGGACACAGCGGCAUUUGCAUCUGCUAAGGCCCUCCACAAGCAAAGUUGGAGAUGGCGACUUGCCCGCUUUGGAGAGAAGCUUUUUGGGCACAACCGUAACCCGCGGCCUGAGUCGGAGAGUGUGGCUUUAUGGAAACUGCGCGCUGCGGAGGAGGCACGGCACCAUAAGGAAAUGGAGAAGCUCAUAGGUGCACAGGAGUACUCUUGCACGGGAUCGAGCCGAUCUCCUUCGCCUCUCCCCUCGCUUCAUCCCUACAAGCGUCGCGGAUCACACGAUUACUCCGAUGCUCAUAGGUUAUCGGCGGGUUCCAUGUAUUCCCAGACGACAGGGAUGGUUCGUUCCGGACCUGAACCUCGGCAGCCUGUCAAGUCGAACCCUUUGACUUCUCGGUUUUCGACAACGACAUUUGGAUCUUCGGUACUCAAGAAACCAAACGUGUUAAAACGUCAGCCAACACCUUCUAAACCGCUAUCCGCCGCUGAGCGAUACGCUGCGUCCGUAAGACAGUCCCCGGAACCUGGAUCGGAUUGGAUAACACCUUCAGAUACGGGCGGAUCUCGCAACCCUUUCCGUAAUAAACAAGCCAUGUUGUCAUAAUUCAGCAUGAACUUUUGAGGAUUAGACUGGAUCUUUACCUACCACGAUCUCUACAAGUUUAUAGCAUUGUACACAUCUUUUCGUCACUAUACUGUAGCUUACGACUAUGAUUCUGGUUGCUCUUAGAUAACGCCGCUCAUAAGGAGUGUAAUGUAUAUAACAUUUUUAGGUAAUUUAGCUGUCCUGCAAAUUGCACUGGCAUGGAGUGAGAGUUGGC